AACCUUAUGGAUGAAUGAACAUGACUAAGCAUCCGUCGCCCACCCACAAUCCUUUGCGCCGUAAAAAUACGUAAACAGCCACUUUGUGUCCAUUGAUACGGUGAGGUCUCGCUCUGUUCUCUACAUUUGGUGCCUAGAAGAAAAUAUCAACUGUUUCAAAGCUUCAGCUACUUGUAAACGUCAUAAGGAAACCGGACGUGUCUGUCAGCUUCUGUUGCUGGCAAAGAUGGCUCAUCUCUCAGCGCUUUUCAAGUAUGUGGACGAACACCAGGAUCUGUAUGUGGAGCGUCUCGCAGACUGGGUGGCAGUUCAGAGUGUGUCUGCUUGGCCAGAGAAGCGCGGGGAGAUCAAGAAGAUGAUGGAGAUGGCAGCCAAAGACAUCGAGAGGCUGGGGGGAACUGUGGAGAUGGUUGACAUCGGCAAACAGAAGCUUCCCUCUGGAGAGGAGAUCCCUCUGCCACCUAUAGUCCUGGGUCAUCUGGGCUCAGACCCGAGCAAGAAGACAGUGUGUAUCUACGGCCAUCUUGAUGUCCAGCCGGCCAACAUUGAUGAUGGCUGGGAUACAGAGCCUUUUACCCUGGUGGAGAAAGACGGUAAACUCUUUGGAAGAGGUUCAACUGAUGACAAGGGUCCCGUGUUGGCCUGGUUUAACUGCAUUGAGGCUCACCAGAAGAUCAAUCAGGAGCUGCCCAUCAAUAUCAAAUUCUGCUUCGAGGGGAUGGAAGAGUCUGGAUCGGAGGGCCUGGAUGAGCUGGUGUUUUCACGAAAAGACACCUUCCUAAAAGACGUGGACUACGUCUGCAUCUCUGACAACUACUGGCUCGGCAAGACCAAACCCUGCAUCACUUACGGCCUGAGAGGAAUCUGCUACUUCUUUGUUGAGGUGCACUGUGGUGACAAGGAUCUUCACUCAGGGGUGUUUGGUGGCUCUGUUCAUGAAGCCAUGACCGACCUGAUCGCACUUAUGGGCUCCCUCUUGGACAAUAAGGGGAAGAUUUUGGUUCCCGGGAUGAGCGACGAUGUGGCCCCUGUGACAGAGGAGGAGUCAAAGCUGUAUGAGAAAAUAGAGUUUGACUUGGAUGAGUACUGCAAAGACGUUGGAGUAGGACAGCUUCUGCAUGACACCAAGGAAAAAGUCCUGAUGCACCGCUGGAGGUAUCCAUCUCUUUCUCUUCAUGGUAUUGAGGGAGCUUUCUCUGAAACAGGAGCCAAGACUGUCAUCCCCCGCAAGGUUAUCGGCAAGUUCUCCAUCCGCCUCGUCCCCGACAUGGACCCCAAAGUUGUGGAGAAGCAGGUCAUGGAUCAUCUGCAGAAGAAGUUUGCUGAACUGGGAAGCCCCAACAAGCUGAAGGUGUACAUGGGCAGCGGCGCCAAGGCCUGGGUCUCUGACUUCAACCACCCACACUACAUGGCUGGCCGAAAGGCCAUGAAGACAGUCUUUGGUGUGGAGCCUGACCUGACCCGUGAGGGUGGAAGCAUCCCCGUCACCCUGACCUUCCAGGAGGCCACAGGACGCAACGUCAUGCUGCUCCCUGUUGGAUCCUCUGAUGAUGGAGCUCACUCCCAGAAUGAAAAGCUCAACAGAACCAACUACAUUCAGGGGACCAAGAUGCUUGGUGCAUACUUCCAUGAGGUGUCCCAGCUGGAAUGAAAUGAUGUCUCAUUAUAACAACAUUUAAAAUAUUUCCAUCCUUACUAUCAGAGCCAUAGCCUUCAUGGUAUGAAUUACCUUUCAGUCAGCAGUUUUAUACAAACCUCCUGAUGAUAAUAAAAAUGUUUUUCUUUGUAA
Molecule: messenger RNA, 1789 nt
Organism: Eleginops maclovinus (Patagonian blennie)
Lineage: Eukaryota; Metazoa; Chordata; Actinopteri; Perciformes; Eleginopidae
Gene: cndp2
Product: carnosine dipeptidase 2
Exons: 12
Coding region: 227-1651 (474 amino acids)
Biological process (GO): proteolysis
Cellular component (GO): cytosol
Molecular function (GO): metallodipeptidase activity
Source: RefSeq, a predicted model, not a curated record